AUGCUCCGGAGCACUAUCGUAGGACAACAUAGCCAUGUCGUGUUCAUAGUCCUUUUCGGUCGAGAACUUAUGUUUCUUCCUUCAGCUCUUUCUUUGUCCGGAACACCUCUCCAAGCUAGGCGCUCUCGACCUUCUACUCGGGCGGUAUCUAUGUUUCCAAUCUGUCAAGAAUCCAAGCAACAUGGAAGCGUCAUUGUUAUAACUGGUGCGAAUCGAGGUCUACAUUUUUUUAAACAAAUCUACAACAAUUUUUCAAAUCUGACGAUUGCAACGGGACUCGGUCGUGGCUUUCUGAAAGCCCUGGCUCAACGAGCAAAAGCUGCCAUUAUAGCUGGCGUCCGAGACCUGUCCUCCACGAGCUCAAAAUCUCUCUCUGAUCUCCCUAUACCCAAUGGUAGUCGCAUCAUCCCACUGGAAAUUUCCAGCACCGAUGACCUGUCUCCAUCUCAGGCUGUCAAAGAACUCACAAAUACUCACGGUAUUACAUCUAUUGACGUAGUCAUCGCCAAUGCAGGAAUAUUACAAUACUACGGCAAGGUUUCCGAGACCCCUCCAUCCAAAGUACGCAACCAUUUGGAAGUCAACACAAUCGGAGUUUUAACUCUCUAUCAAGCCACUCUUCCCCUCCUUUUGAUAUCUCCAGAUCCAGUCUUCGUAGCCUUGUUAACAGCUGUCGCGAGUAUCGGUGUCAUGGGGGACAUACCAAUUCCAGCCACUCCAUACGGAAUGAGUAAAGUGGCAUUAAACUAUAUGGUUCGAAAAAUCCAUUUCGAGAAUGAGAAACUCACUGCUUUUGUUUCGACUACAGGGUGA
Messenger RNA from Botrytis porri, 813 nucleotides. RefSeq lists its product as uncharacterized. The record is from RefSeq and is a predicted model, not a curated record. Lineage: Eukaryota; Fungi; Ascomycota; Leotiomycetes; Helotiales; Sclerotiniaceae. The coding region runs from base 1 to 813 and encodes 270 amino acids. The transcript has 3 exons.